CACACCACUGCCAAGAAAACGCCAAAAACAGGCGGGAGGCUGCCGUGUGACGGUGUUGCAAAUUCCUGCGGUCCCCAAACGCAGCAUGAAGUUGAGCGGCAGCGCUGACAGGAAGUUGUGUCUGCCAUGUUCGGCUGCUUUGUUACAGAGCUGAGCUCCGGAGCUACGAUGGAGCCGAGCUGGAGCUCGUUUUUAUUCCAGCAAACCAAUGAGGCGUUGCAUCAUCAGCAUCAGGUAUCUGGAAACAGCCUCCUGCCUUUGCUAAAUGCUGGCACAGAACCACCGGAUCAGAAACCAGUUCUGCCAAUCCCCCUGGACCAGAAACCCCCAGUUAGUGCUGUGGAUCUUCUGAAAGAAAACGUUGCCAGUGGGACAGGAGGAGAUGGGGGUGGAGGGGGCAGCGGUACAGGAACAACUUUGGUUGCUGUGGUCAAGAAGGAGCCAAAGUCAAAGACACCCUUCAUCUGUGGUUACUGCGGUAAAGCUUUUAGAGACAGCUACCACCUGCGGCGGCAUGAGUCCUGCCAUACCGGCAUUAAGAUGGUUUCUCGGCCUAAGAAGACUCAGAUGGCGCCGACCAUGGUGCCGCUUAUAUCCACCGUCACCCGCGAGAACAAUGGAAACCCUUCGUAUGUCACUACUGUGGCAGGCAUCUUGACCACAGCCACCACGUCCAUGGGGAGCGGUAUCAUGAGUGUCGCACAGCAGCAAACCGCCCCCAAGAAGCCCCCCAAGCCAGUAAAAAAGAACCACGGUUGUGACAUGUGCGGUAAGGCCUUCAGAGACGUCUAUCAUCUGAACCGCCACAAACUGUCUCACUCGGACGAGAAGCCCUUUGAGUGCCCCAUCUGCCAUCAAAGAUUCAAAAGGAAGGACCGGAUGACCUACCACGUCCGCUCCCAUGAUGGUGGCGUGCACAAACCGUACAUCUGCUCCGUCUGCGGGAAAGGCUUCUCCAGGCCUGACCACCUGAGCUGUCACGUCAAACACGUCCACUCGUCAGAGAGGCCGUUCAAAUGCCAAGUCACGGCGUGUACGUCAGCCUUUGCUACCAAAGACCGUCUGCGCUCCCACAUGAUCCGACAUGAAGGCAAAGUGACCUGCACCAUCUGCGGCAAAAUGCUGAGUGCAGCCUACAUCACAAGUCAUCUGAAGACACACGGCCAGGCCAGCUUCAACAACCCCUGCAACAACAAAGGCAUAAGUGACUGGCAGUGGAACCACUCAGGGCCACACAAAGGUGAGUUGACGGUAGGAGAGAUUUUAAAUAACUCCUUCCAAGUCCUAAUUGACAACUCUCAUAAAGAUGCCGGAAACGUGCAAAGCAGUUCAGCAACGACACAAGCCACAGAAUCGUCUGCCACCACUUCGGCCGGAAACCGCAACACCAAUGCCAGCAACGCCGUCACCAUCACGUCGCAGAUGAACAUUGCCACCAGCACCGUCAACAUCACUUCCCCUGUCAACCUUCAGCAUCCAGUUAGCAUCACCGGCCCAGUCAACCUCGCGUCUAUCCCAACGACGGCGCACAUGAAUAUCGCACAUCCGGUCGCCAUCAGCACGGCCAUGCCCAUGAAUAUCACGGGGCCGCUCAACAUUGCCAUGCGGUCCAUGGAGAGCAUGCCUUUUCUGUCCCAGGUGCUGCCGUCGUCUCCUCCUUGGUAGACCCAUUUGAACUCGCUUAGUUAGUCCUUUUUUAUCUGGUAAGCUGGAGGGCGCCAUCAAAUUGAGUGGAAAUGUUCUCUACAGGAGUUGAUGGUAAAAAGCCUAAAAGGCGAGGAGUAGUGUAAUACAGCCACAUAGACAGUAUUGAAGAAUAGUUUUUUGGCAAAUAUGAUUUACUUAGUAUUUUUAGAAGAUGAAUGUGUUAAAUGUCUCAAAACAAAUGUCUUUUCAGUCCCUCAUGAUGGAGGCUGGGGGGCAUGGACAUCACAUGUCCUCAAGCAUGAGGAGAUGGGCUCUACUGCAAAGAAGUUUCACCCAAGGUGAAACUUUUCUGUCACCAAGUACUUCUUAUGCUGGCUAUGUUAGGUUGAACUUGAAGAAUCCUGUGUUUUGGUUUAGCCUGCGAACAACUUGAAAAGCAAAGGUACUUCCCCAUGUUGUGUCGGAUCACGAUUUGAUCCUUUAACCUUGUUAAUGCUCAUCCAGCAUUCCGUCUUUUUGAAACCAGCCAACUUAGAUUUCUGUGGGCCCACUAGUCUGUUGGUCCAGCUGCACUCUGUUUAACCCCGUCUCUACAGCUCUCCUCAGUGCUGUCCCUCAUGGCCCACGAAUGUCUGAACCUGGACAUUGCUUUCAAUGAUGUUUAAUCAGGGGCAAGAAAAGCGAAAGAUAUAAUACUGGAAAGCGAAAAGUAAAUGCCCGUACAGCUUUAUUAAUCUCA
Molecule: messenger RNA, 2386 nt
Organism: Oryzias melastigma (Indian medaka)
Lineage: Eukaryota; Metazoa; Chordata; Actinopteri; Beloniformes; Adrianichthyidae
Product: vascular endothelial zinc finger 1
Exons: 7
Coding region: 127-1665 (512 amino acids)
Biological process (GO): regulation of transcription by RNA polymerase II
Cellular component (GO): nucleus
Molecular function (GO): RNA polymerase II cis-regulatory region sequence-specific DNA binding; DNA-binding transcription factor activity, RNA polymerase II-specific
Source: RefSeq, a predicted model, not a curated record